AUGGGGAUACAAGGAUUGCUCCAGUUUAUCAAAGACGCUUCUGAACCUAUCCAUGUGAGAAAGUAUAAAGGGCAGGUAGUAGCUGUGGAUACAUACUGCUGGCUUCACAAAGGAGCUAUCGCUUGUGCUGAAAAACUAGUGAAAGGUGAACCUACUGAUAAGUAUGUAGGAUUUUGUAUGAAAUUUGUAAAUAUGUUGCAGUCUCAUGGAAUCAAGCCUAUUCUGGUAUUUGAUGGAUGUACCUUACCAUCCAAAAAGGAAGUGGAGAAAUCUAGACGAGAAAGACGUGAAGCCAAUCUUCUUAAGGGAAAACAGCUUCUCCGUGAGGGGAAAGUGUCAGAAGCCAGAGAGUGUUUUACUCGGUCCAUCAAUAUCACACAUAUGAUGGCUCACAAAGUAAUUAAAGCUGCUCGCUCCCAGGGAGUAGACUGUCUUGUGGCUCCAUAUGAAGCUGAUGCUCAGUUGGCCUAUCUUAACAAAGCUGGCAUCGUACAGGCCAUAGUCACAGAGGACUCUGAUCUCCUAGCCUUCGGCUGUAAGAAGGUAAUUUUAAAAAUGGACCAACUUGGAAAUGGAUUGGAAAUUGAUCAGGCUCGUCUAGGAAUGUGUAGACAGCUUGGAGAUGUGUUUACAGAAGAGAAGUUCCGUUAUAUGUGCAUUCUCUCAGGCUGUGACUAUCUCUCUUCACUGCGUGGUAUUGGACUAGCAAAGGCAUGCAAGCUACUACGAUUAGCAAAUAAUCCAGAUAUUAUAAAGGUUAUCAAGAAAAUUGGGCAUUAUCUCAAGAUGAAUAUAACAGUACCAGAGGAUUAUAUCAAAGGCUUUAUUCGUGCCAAUAACACCUUCCUUUAUCAACUGGUUUUUGAUCCCAUUAGAAGGAAACUCAUUCCCUUGAAUGCCUAUAAAGAAGAUAUUGAUCCUGAAACACUAAGCUAUGCUGGGUGGUAUAUUGAUGAUUCUUUAGCUCUUCAAAUAGCACUUGGAAAUAAAGAUAUAAAUACUUUUGAACAAAUUGAUGACUACAAUCCAGAUGAUGCUAUGACUUUCCAAUCAAGAAGUCACAGUUGGAAUGACAAAAGAUGUCCAAAGUCAUCUAAUGUGAAUAGCAUUUGGCGUAAGAAUUAUUACCCUAAACUUGAGCUGGAUGUUGUUUCCAAGGCUACACCAUUAAAGGAAAUUCCAAGUACUGUGGGCAUUGAACAACUGAUUAGUACUAAAACUUUAGGUCUUCCAAAGAAGUCAUCUGUCAUCAAAAGAUCAAGAAGUGCAGAGGUAUCAGAAGAUGAUCUGUUGAGUCAGUAUUCUCUUACACGUACAAAGAAGACCAGGAAAUCACUGAACUCUUCUGAAAUGUUUGUGCCUAACAUGGAAGAUGGAACCGCUAGUACAAAGAGUUUAAGCACACCACCUAGGACAAGAAAUAAAUUUGCAACAUUUUUACAGAGAAAAAAUGAAGAAAGUGGUACAGUUGUAGUUCCAGGAACCAAAAGCAGGUUUUUCUGCAAUUCUCAAGAUUUUGCUGACGGUGUAUCCAAGAAAGAGAGUAGCCAGGCUUUAUGUGAAAGUGCUGUCAGAGAUGAAGAGAUCAAUCAGAACGAAUCCGAUUGUCUCAAUGACAAGAAACAAGUUAAUACAAGUAUAGCGUAUAACUCAAGUGAUCAAAUUUCAGAUGAUAGAACUCUGGAUGCUGAUGAAGAGUCUCAGUCUCUGAAGACCAACAGAUUCACAAGGACCAUCUCACCAUCUACUCUGAGGACUCUAAGUUGUUUUAGUUGGUCUGGACACCUUGGAAGUUUUUGUCCAAGAACAACAUUGCAGCAGUUCCGUAGAGAGAGUGCUUCUCCCACCUCUCUGCCUGAGAAGAAUAAGACAACUGAUCUGUCUCCAUUAAAGAGUGAUGAGUCAGGGGAUGAAUGUCAUCCCGUCCAAGAAGCGGAGUCACCGUCACAGUCUCGGGAAAGCAUAGAAAUAAGCGACAAUGUGAAUGCAUCAAAAGUUUCUCAGCCUUCUAUUAAGGAUUCAGAGUCAGAAGUUCCUGGGGUAUAUAAAUCUAAUUCUGUGGAUUCUCUUUCUACAACCAAGAUCAAGUCUCUCGUACCUGCCAAAGUCAGUGGACUUAGCAAGAAGCCAGCAAGCAUCCAGAGAAGACAUCAUCAUAAUUCUGAGAACAAGCCAGAAUUGCAGAUAAAAAUCAGUGAGCUCUGGAAAAACUUUGGAUUUAAAAAAGAUUCUGAAAAACUUCCUUCUUGUAAGAUGCUGGAUCCCCUGUCUCCAGUCAAAGAUAACAUCCAACUGACUCCAGAAACAGAAGAGGCUAUAUUCAACAAAUGUGAAUGUACUCGUGUUCAGAGAGCAGUAUUCCAAUAA
Chrysochloris asiatica (Cape golden mole) is the source of this 2367-nucleotide messenger RNA. It is a transcript of the gene EXO1, whose product is annotated as exonuclease 1. Bases 1 to 2367 code for a protein of 788 amino acids. The transcript has 13 exons. NCBI's taxonomy places the organism in Eukaryota, Metazoa, Chordata, Mammalia, Afrosoricida, Chrysochloridae. Gene Ontology annotation, molecular function: DNA binding; 5'-flap endonuclease activity; 5'-3' DNA exonuclease activity. Gene Ontology annotation, cellular component: nucleus. Gene Ontology annotation, biological process: DNA recombination; mismatch repair. The record is from RefSeq and is a predicted model, not a curated record.